Scutellospora calospora is the source of this 192-nucleotide messenger RNA. The record is from the annotation of a GenBank genome assembly. NCBI's taxonomy places the organism in Eukaryota, Fungi, Glomeromycota, Glomeromycetes, Diversisporales, Gigasporaceae.
CAAAUUCAAUUAUAGAACUUAUAAAAUUAAAAAUAUUAGAAUUAGAAAAUUUAGAAAAUUUUAAUGAAUAUUCUAAUAAUUUAAUUUCUAAAACAAAUUUAUCUUUAUUAGAAUUUUUUGCAAAAUUAGCAAAAAUUUAUUUAAGUAUUCCUGUAACUUCAAUACCUUCAAAAAGAUUAUAUUUAGCAACAA